Messenger RNA from Lolium rigidum, 405 nucleotides. RefSeq names its product lysosomal Pro-X carboxypeptidase-like. The record is from RefSeq and is a predicted model, not a curated record. Gene Ontology annotation, biological process: proteolysis. Gene Ontology annotation, molecular function: dipeptidyl-peptidase activity; serine-type exopeptidase activity. NCBI's taxonomy places the organism in Eukaryota, Viridiplantae, Streptophyta, Magnoliopsida, Poales, Poaceae. The transcript is spliced from 3 exons. The coding region runs from base 1 to 405 and encodes 134 amino acids.
AUGACGAUUAGCUCUAGUUAUCUUCCAUAUACCGAUUUCCUGGAGAAUCUGCCUGCCAACCCUGUCAAGGAGAUGUGCAAGAUCAUCGACGCUUUCCCCGCGGGAGCAGACGUCGUUGACAAGGCCUUCGCAGCAGCGAGCCUGUACUACAAUUACACGGGUGACCAGAAGUGCUUCAAGGUGGAGGGUGAGGAUGACCCCCAUGGCCUCAGCGGCUGGGUCUGGCAGGCCUGCACCGAGAUGAUCAUGCCGAUGAACGUGUCAAGCGAGAGCAUGUUCCCACCAUCCGGCUUCAGUUACGAGGAGGGGUCCGAGGAAUGUGUCGAGAGCUACGGAGUUCGGCCGAGGGAUCACUGGAUCACUACCGAGUAUGGUGGCACCGAAGCAGCUUUCGCCCGCUUAUAA